CUUGUGCAAAAGGGUCACGUUUAUUAUGGAAGUACUCUUAUCUUCCAUCACACAAAAUCUUCAUAAAUAGCCUUCUAUGCCUUACACUUCUCAUUCCCACAAACCAGCCAUGGCUGCAUUGUCAUUUGCUACCUUGCUAUUAUGCCUCUUCUCUCUGCUUCUCAGCCAUGCUGUUGUUGAACUUGAGGCUUCCCACCAUGUCUACAGAAACUUACAAUCUCUUCCGUCCAACUCAUCUGCCUAUCAACCUUACAGGACCUCCUAUCACUUCCAGCCUCCCAAGAACUGGAUCAAUGGAGUAAUGAUCUAUAAGGGAAUUUACCAUUUGUUCUACCAGUACAAUCCACUUGGAGCAGUUUGGGGCAACAUUGUUUGGGCCCACUCAACAUCCAAGGAUCUCAUCAACUGGAUCCCUCAUGAUCCUGCAAUCAGCCCAUCGCAGCCGUCCGAUAUCAACGGCUGCUGGUCGGGCUCCACUACUAUCCUCCCGGGGGACAAACCAGUCAUUCUCUACACUGGAAUUAACCCACAGAAUCAGCAGGUCCAAAAUUUGGCCAUGCCCAAGAACCUAUCUGAUCCAUACCUCAGAGAAUGGAUCAAGUCUCCUCAUAACCCAUUAAUGGCACCAACUCCCAUUAACAAGAUCAAUGCAAGCUCAUUUAGAGACCCAACCACAGCCUGGAAAGGCCCUGAUGGGAGAUGGAGGGUAAUUGUCGGCAACAAGAGGCGUAAGAGAGGAAUGGCUAUUUUAUAUAGAAGCAAGGAUUUUGUUAAUUGGGCUAAAGCCCAGCACCCACUCCAUUCUUCCAAUGACAAUGGAAUGUGGGAGUGCCCGGACUUCUAUCCGGUUCAGAUGAACAGCAGCAAAGGUGUUGAUACAUCCAUGAUUGGUUCAAACAUUAAACAUGUGCUCAAAGUUAGCCUUGAUGAUACUAAGCAUGAGUACUACACAAUUGGGACUUAUUACCAUGACAAGGAUAACUAUGUUCCUGAUAAGGGAUCAGUGGACAACGAUUCGGGCUUGAGGUAUGAUUAUGGGAAAUUUUAUGCUUCGAAGACUUUCUUCGACAGCUCCACAGGCCGGAGGAUCUUGUGGGGUUGGAUUAAUGAAUCGUCGAGUGAGAAAGAAGAUAUCAAGAAGGGGUGGUCUGGAGUUCAGGCAAUUCCAAGGAGCAUCUGGCUUGAUAAAUCUGGGAAACAAUUGGUGCAAUGGCCGGUUGCAGAAAUCGAAAAGCUUCAUGAGAAUCAAGCGAAGAUGAGAAGCAUUGAGCUUAAAGGAGGGUCAACCCGUGAAAUCUCUGGUGUUAAGGCAAUACAGGCAGAUGUGGAGAUUUCAUUUAAGAUAACAGAUUUUAAGGAAGCAGAGUUUUUGGACCCAAGUUGGAAAAAUCCACAAGAGCUUUGUGGUCAGAAAGGUGCAUCAGUGAAAGGUGGACUAGGACCCUUUGGGUUGCUGGUCCUGGCUUCUAAGGGCUUGCAAGAGCACACGGCUGUGUUUUUUAGAAUAUUCAGAGCUCAAAAGGGUUAUGUGGUGCUCAUGUGCAGUGACCAAAGCAGGUCCUCACUAAAUGAACAAAAUGACAAAACCACCUAUGGAGCUUUUGUGGACUUGAACCCAGUGCUCGAGGAAGUGUCACUAAGGAGCUUGGUAGACCACUCCAUAGUGGAGAGCUUCGGAGGAGGGGGGAAGAGUUGCAUCACUGCUAGGGUUUAUCCCCUAUUGGCUGUUGAAGAUGAAGCCCACUUGCAUGCCUUCAAUAAUGGGACCGCAGCUGUAACCAUUUCAAGGCUUAGUGCUUCAAGCAUGAAGAAAGCUCAGAUCUCUUGAAUUAAUUAGGAAAGUGGGGGGUUGAUGGAUUUGUAUUGAGUAAAAAUGAGUCAGCAUAUUAUCACCAUUAUUUACACUAAUUAACAGAUUUGAAAGUUACGGUCAACAUUGUAUAAUGAAUGCUUUCAGCAUUAUCCCUUUUUUGUUUAAGUUUCUUUUUAAAAAAACAAUUUGGUCAA
This is a messenger RNA of Malania oleifera, 2007 nucleotides long. RefSeq names its product beta-fructofuranosidase, insoluble isoenzyme CWINV1-like. NCBI's taxonomy places the organism in Eukaryota, Viridiplantae, Streptophyta, Magnoliopsida, Santalales, Ximeniaceae. Gene Ontology annotation, molecular function: hydrolase activity, hydrolyzing O-glycosyl compounds. The record is from RefSeq and is a predicted model, not a curated record. The coding region runs from base 77 to 1828 and encodes 583 amino acids. The transcript is spliced from 6 exons. Gene Ontology annotation, biological process: carbohydrate metabolic process.